AUGGCUGAUCACCCCAACAAGGUUGCUUUUGAACAAGGCCUGCAUUAUGUACUACGAUCGUGGACAGCAUUGAAUCUAGCCGUCGAACAAGACUGGGGAGGUGUCGAAUCAGCAGAUAAAAGAGACUGGAUGAAUCAAGUGCUUGUCGAUUACUUUGGUGCAAACGGCAAAAGAUUAGACGUGGAUGACAUUGAACAAAUCUUGGCUCAAAUCAUGGCUGAUGAAUUUCAUUGUGUGCUUGAAGACGACUCUCCUUACCUGGUAGCCAAGCAUCUUGUGGAAAUCUAUCAUCAAUGCAUCCAUGGCAACUAUCAAGAAGUCGAGCGACUAAAACAAAAGUACGAAUCUCGAUCAAAUGCGGUCUCAAGCUCUCGUGCCGAUGGCUCAAGUGAUGAUGAAGAUGACAAUGACGUCGACAAUGGCAAUGACAACCAAGACGAUGAUGAUAAUGAUGACAAUGCCAUGGAUGUGGAUCGAUCAGCACCUCCCGAACCGGAAAUUGAUGAUGAUGGUUUUGAAACUGUGUCAUAUAGAAAACGUCGAUAG
This is a messenger RNA of Lichtheimia ornata, 546 nucleotides long. RefSeq lists its product as uncharacterized. Lineage: Eukaryota; Fungi; Mucoromycota; Mucoromycetes; Mucorales; Lichtheimiaceae. The transcript is spliced from 4 exons. Bases 1 to 546 code for a protein of 181 amino acids. Gene Ontology annotation, biological process: maturation of SSU-rRNA from tricistronic rRNA transcript (SSU-rRNA, 5.8S rRNA, LSU-rRNA). The record is from RefSeq and is a predicted model, not a curated record. Gene Ontology annotation, cellular component: nucleus.